This is a messenger RNA of Nasonia vitripennis (jewel wasp), 4039 nucleotides long. RefSeq names its product indole-3-acetaldehyde oxidase. Gene Ontology annotation, molecular function: oxidoreductase activity; FAD binding; 2 iron, 2 sulfur cluster binding. The record is from RefSeq and is a predicted model, not a curated record. Lineage: Eukaryota; Metazoa; Arthropoda; Insecta; Hymenoptera; Pteromalidae. The transcript is spliced from 24 exons. The coding region runs from base 82 to 3924 and encodes 1280 amino acids.
AUGACAUUUUAAAAUAUUUUAACGAGUGAAGUUUUGCACCUGUUACAAUAAGUUAGUUUCAAUUUUGUACAUUCUUUUUAUAUGUUUCUUUUUGCGAUGGGUCAAGGUAACAGUCACGAAUCAACAAAUCAUUCUGAUCUAAUUGAACCGAUAGAUGAGGAAUCGGCGAUUCAAUUCACAAUAAACAAAAUCAAAUACUCUGUUCCCAAAUGUAUCCGUCCACAAACAACAUUAAACUAUUUUAUCAGAAAUUUUGCAAAAUUAAAGGGAACCAAGUACAUGUGUCUGGAAGGCGGAUGUGGCGUAUGCAUAGUUGCAGUCAAAAUAAAAGACGAAAUAUUGGCUGUAAAUUCUUGUCUUGUUCCAAUAUUUUUGUGCAACGGCUGGGACAUAAUAACGAUAGAGGGUAUAGGAGGAAAACUGGCAGACUACAAUCUACUUCAAAAAACUUUAGCCGAUAUGAAUGGAUCUCAGUGCGGUUUUUGCUCACCUGCGAUGGUUAUGAAUAUGUACAGUUUGAUCGCGAGGAAACGAACGAGUGCAAACGAUAUAGAAAACUCCUUCGGGAGCAAUAUAUGUCGUUGUACAGGCUACAGAUCAAUCCUAGAUGCUUUUCAGUUAUUCUCCACCAACACUGCAUCAGGCACGUCUGCAAGUGUUCGUGACAUCGAGGAUGCUCACAAAUCGGUACUGUGCUUGAAAAAUUGCGCUUCGUGCAAUGACUUUGAGAUGAUCGGCGUUGUCGGUCCAAAACCGAUCUAUCUUAAGCUCAAGGACGCUGACUUUUUUAAAGUGUUCACCAUCGGUCAGAUUUUCGAAAUCUUCAAUAAAUGCCCAAAUGCUUCGUACAUCCUUAAUGGUGGAAACACUGGGAAUGGUGUAUACAGAAUUUCCAAGAAAGACCUAUACCUGGACAUAAACGACAUAACCGAGCUGCAAAACAUUAGUAAAUCUGCUGACAAAUUAAGCGUAUGCUCCGCUGUCAGCCUGGAAAAUAUGAGAGCUUGCUGUCAGAAGUAUUCAAAGGACGAUGGCUUUGAAUACCUCAAUCAGUUGGCUUACCACAUAAAUUUGAUCGGUCACCUGGCAAUGAGAAACAUCGGAACGAUAGCUGGAAAUUUGAUGCUAAAGCACCAGCAUCCUGAAUUCCAAUCUGACCUAUUUCUGAUACUGGAAACCGCUGGAGCGGAAUUACACAUUUUGGAAUCCGAGGGAUCAAAAAUCAGUUCAACCUUUCUUGAUUUCAUGGAAAUAGAUAUGAGACAUAAAUUGAUAUACAGCGUUGUACUUCCGCGAUUGGAAUACAAUUACGUUUACAAAACUUACAAGAUAAUGCCAAGAGCACAAAAUGCCCACGCGAUUGUUAAUGCUGGAUUCCUGUUUCGACUUGAUGAUAAAACUCAAGUUCUAGAGCAACCGAAUAUUAUUUUUGGAGGAAUUAGCGCCAAAUUCUUUCACGCUUCCGAAACUGAGAAAUACCUCAAGGGCAAAGUCCUCUUGGACUCAAAUACACUAAAAAAUGCUUUGAGUACCUUAGGCAAUGAACUAAAACCAGACUUGAUCCUCCCAGAAGCAUCUCCGGAAUAUCGAAAGAAAUUAGCCCAAGCUCUAUUCUACAAGUUCAUUCUUAGUCUGAAACCGAAUAAAAUCGACGCACGACUUCGUAGCGGAGGUACUAUGCUCGAACGCCCCAUAUCUUCCGGAAAAACUGACUACAAUGUUGACAAGAAUCUGUGGCCGGUAAACAAACCGGUUACCAAAAUCGAGGCAUAUUACCAAACUUCCGGAGAGGCCGAGUAUAUCGAUGAUAUCUCUCACAGAGAUGACGAAGUAUUCUGUGCUUUUGUGCUAGCACCUGAGACAGGGCCUAUAGAUUCGAUCGACGCCAGUGAGGCAUUGGGCAUGGACGGUGUGGUGGCAUUCUACUCUGCUAAAGACGUGCCGGGAAAAAAUGUCUUCGUGGAUCAAACAGCGUUAAUCACUUAUACCGAUGAACUGCUGUUCGCCGAAAAGGAAGUUCAGUACGCGGGACAGCCCUACGGAAUGAUAGUCGCCAGCGACCGAUACGCGGCUUACGAGGCCGUGAAAAAGGUGAAGCUAAUUUACGAAAAUGGCCCUCGUAAAAGGCCUUUGUUAACAGUGGAGGAGGUAUUUGCCAGCAACGACAAGAGCAGGAUCUAUGAAAUUACACACCAAGAUGCAACUAAACCUGCCGGAAAAAAUGUGAAGAAUACGAUUAAGGGGACGUUGGUAUCCGGAAGUCAGUAUCAUUUCACAAUGGAGCCGCACGUCUGCUUUUGCAUACCACUAGAAGACGAACUGAAUAUGUUUGCAUCGACGCAGUUUGUCACUUUUACUCUUCGUAACGUGUCGGCUUGCUUGGGGAUACCGGAAAACAAAAUCAACAUUAAAGUACGACGUGUCGGUGGUGCCUACGGCGUAAGACUGACCAGAUCAUCUCUAGUGGCCUGCGCCUGUGCCAUGGCCGCUCAGAAACUCCAACGACCAGCUCGCAUGUACAUGACUAUCGAAGACAUGAUGCAGGCCGUGGGUAAACGCAUCCCGACUUACAGCGAGUAUGAGGUGGGCAUUGACGACGUCGGCAAGAUCCAGUACCUCAAUUGGAACUACUGGGCUAACAAAGGCAUCUCUAUGAACGACACAGUACCUAGCUUCGCUAUCGAAAUGUUUAAAAAUAUUUACGACACAUCGACCUGGAGUUGGACUUAUAAUAAUGUCAUCACCGAUUUGCCUUGUGGCACUUGGUGUCGAUCGCCUGGGUCGGCCGAAGGACUGGCCAUAAUUGGUGACGUCAUGGAGCAAAUCGCAAGGGCGACACAUCAAGAUCCCUUUGAUGUGGUUCUCCAGAAUGUGUCUGACGAUGAUAGGGAAAGAGUCACUUCGAUGAUAGACCAGAUUAAAAAGACUUCCGAAUAUGAAGAUCGGCGAAAAGCUGCCGAUCUUUUCAAUAAGGAAAAUAGAUGGAAGAAACGGGGUGUGGGUACUAGUGUGAUGAAGUUCCACGUAGGGUUCGGUCAAGGCUUUCAUGCUCUGGUUUCGGUCUACAGCAUAGACGGUACUGUUUCUAUAACUCACGGAGGCAUCGAGAUGGGCCAAGGAAUAAACACUAAGGUGGCCCAAGUAGCAGCAUAUACUCUGGGAAUAGACAUGGACAUGAUAAGAGUCAAGCCAACUAACAACUUGACAGCGCCAAAUGACGGAGCCAGUGGUGCUAGUAUAACCAGUGACUGCUGCGCUAGCGCUACCAAAGCGGCGUGCGAAGAACUUUUAAAGAGGCUAAAACCUGUCAAAGACAUUCUACCUAACGCCACCUGGAAGGAUAUCACAAACAUGGCUGCGACACUAAACAUCGACCUAUGCGCGAGCCACAAGUACAACAUAUUAGAAGACUUGCCAAAGAACUACGCAGUCUACGGUGUGACCGUAGCAGAGGUGGAACUAGACAUUCUGACAGGACAGCACAUCGUACGCCGAGUUGACCUUCUCGAGGACACAGGUACCAGCUUGAACCCAGAAAUAGACGCGGGGCAAAUACAGGGCGCGUUCGUGAUGGGGAUGGGUAUGUGGACGACGGAGCAUCUGAUUUAUGAUCCAAGUACCGGCGCACUGGCCAACCAUAGAACUUGGAAUUACAAGCCACCUACGGCUCUUGACAUACCAGUGGACUUUCGAGUGAGCUUUUUACGAAACGCGCCUAAUCCGGUUGGGAUACUUGGAUCGAAAACCACUGGCGAACCCGCUCUCUGCAUGAGUUGCGCAAUUCCAGUAGCCAUACGAUACGCACUUGACUCUGCCAGGGCAGACGCUGGUAACACCGAAGUUUGGUAUAAUCUGGAUGGGCCCCUUACGGUAGAGAAAAUAAUGUUGUCCAGCUUGACUGAACCUGAGCAAAUGGAUUUAUGAAUAAAAGGUGUAUUUUAUUCUUUGAAUUCGCAUUAUUGAUUAUAUUGAAAAAUGUAGCUAUGUAGAGGGUGUAACUGUAAAAAUGGUGAAAAUAAAUUUGCAUUUAUUCAAGCUA